AAAGGGUCCACACGGUCCUCGGGCCGUACAAAAAGGGUCCACACGGUCCUCGGGCCGUACAAACUCUUCACAACCACAACAAUGGCCAUUAAUUUAGUGAAGAAAUUUUUAAGCUUGAACAUUUCUGGCGUCACAAGCGGCUCUUCUCUCCUGUCCAGCAAUACAGUCGGAUGGUUGACAAGUGCACGGAAUGCCAGUAAGAAGUCAGGUGGCAGCAGCAGAAAUAAACCUGGGCGUCCUAGGGGCAAACGUCGUGGCAUUAAGAAAAGAGAUGGUCUCUAUGUCACCCAAGGAACAAUACUUGUCAGACAGCUUGGACUGGAUUUUUAUCCAGGGUUAAAUGUUGGCAUAGGGAGAGACAAAACACUCUUUGCCAGAGAACAUGGACGAGUUGUGAUGACGACGGAGAAAGUGAAUCCCAACUGGGAUCACCGUUUUAUAAAACUUUUCUAUGUGGAUCACGAAAUGCACGAGGAUGUACCGGUUUACAAAACUUAUUUCCAUAUUUUGACGGAUCCACAAAAUAUGACCUUUAAACUUGUUGAUCAAGUAUAAUGGAAAUUGUGCGGUGGUAUAUUGUAGUAUAUCAGGUAUUGUAGUUCGGUUUAGUAAAACAUUGUUUUGA
Messenger RNA from Cherax quadricarinatus, 625 nucleotides. It is a transcript of the gene mRpL27, whose product is annotated as mitochondrial ribosomal protein L27. The record is from RefSeq and is a predicted model, not a curated record. Gene Ontology annotation, molecular function: structural constituent of ribosome. Gene Ontology annotation, biological process: translation. Gene Ontology annotation, cellular component: mitochondrial large ribosomal subunit; ribosome. Lineage: Eukaryota; Metazoa; Arthropoda; Malacostraca; Decapoda; Parastacidae.